AUUUUUCGGUAGGUUAUCUUUUAUCUUCUGCUUUUGAUUUUCUGAAAAUUAUUGAGAAAUUUAUUGUGUGAUUGUGAUUAGUGAUUAGUUUGUUUUUUAACAAUGUCUAAUUUACCUAAAUCAAGUGAUAUACCAAGUAACGAAGACAUUAUUAAUGAAAUAACCAAAGACUUCAAUAAUUUUAAUGUAGACGAUUCAAAUAAAUCAGAAAACAAAGACUUUCAAUCUAGAAACUCAGAUAAUCCUUCGAAUAGUUCAGAAAUACCUUCAGAUUUCGAACAGGAAGAUUCAGAGAACUUAGAAAAUACCAUUCCUGAUGAUUUUGUAGAUGAAGAGAAGCUUAAAGAUUUAGAAAUUGAAUUAACCGCAGAGGAAAAGAAAGAACGACAUGAAAAAGCUCUUGACUUUAAAAACCGAGGGAACGAUGAAUUUAAACAUAAAAAUUAUUUGGAGUCAGUAUUAUUAUAUACAGAAGGAUUAAGAAUAUGCCCACUUGAAUAUGAUACUGAUAGAGCUGUUCUAUAUGCAAACAGAGCUGCUUCAAAAGGAAAAUUAGAUAGAAAACAAAGUGCUAUUGAUGAUUGUUCUAAAGCCAUAGAACUUAACAUCAAAUACGUCAAGGCUUAUUUGAGAAGGGCAAAUUUUUAUGAAGAAACUGAGAAGUUUGAUGAAAGCUUAGAGGAUUAUAAAAAAGUUCUUGAGUUUGAUCCAGGAAAUAAAGAUGCUGCGGCUGCUAAUAUUAGAUUGCCACCAUUAAUCCAAGAGAGAAAUGAAAAAUUAAAAACAGAAAUGUUAGGAAAAUUAAAAGAUUUAGGCAAUGUUAUAUUAAGACCUUUUGGACUGUCUACAGAGAAUUUUCAAUUACAACAAGAUCCUAAUACUGGCGGAUACUCUAUAAAUUUUAAACAAGGAACUGGAUAAAAUUAGAUAUUUUGACUAAAACUUGUAACUUUAUUGUAUAAUAUUAUUAAUUUUGUUAAUUUAUGA
Molecule: messenger RNA, 987 nt
Organism: Sitophilus oryzae (rice weevil)
Lineage: Eukaryota; Metazoa; Arthropoda; Insecta; Coleoptera; Curculionidae
Gene: Ttc1
Product: tetratricopeptide repeat protein 1
Exons: 3
Coding region: 103-921 (272 amino acids)
Molecular function (GO): protein binding
Source: RefSeq, a predicted model, not a curated record